AUGAAGUUCACAUCUUUGUACUAUGUUGCGUUUGCACCUCUCCUCUCGCAGGCUUGUCUUCUCCCUGAGGAGCGGGAAGGAUUACCCCGCGUUCUCAAACGUCAAACAUCCAACGGUGUCCCAAUCGCCACCGGCGACCGAUUCAGUGGUGGAACCAUAGCACCUCGCGGUCUUGGUACUCAAACAGCGACGCUCACUAAUAUCCUCAACGUUAACGAGAUCAAUAGCGGACUGAAAGGUCUCGCUUCCGUCUACGGCAUCUCCACGUUUGCAACCCCUUACAAGACUGUCAAUGGAGCAACCAUCAGUGGUGGUAAAGUUGGUGGAAAUGGAACGUGCAACAAUGCUUAUCGCGUUUACUUGAAUGCUGGUAUUCAUGCUCGUGAGCGAGGCGGCCCAGAUGGGCUGUUGUACUUCAUUGGAGAUCUUCUUUACGCCAACAAGAACAAUGUUGGUCUCAAGUAUGGUUCUAAAUCAUACACGGCAGCUCAAGUCAAGACAGCCUACUCGACAGGAAUUGUUUUCGUUCCAUUGAGCAACCCUGAUGGAGUUGCCUAUGAUCAUUCCUCCAAUAGCUGCUGGCGUAAAAACCGCAACACGGCUUCUUCGACUGGGAGUGCUGCAUCGAUCGGUGUCGACCUGAACCGUAACUUUGAUUUCGUGUGGGAUUUCACAAAGAAAUUUGCAUCCAGUGUGCGCUCAAGUGUUGCAUCUACAAGUCCCUCAUCAGAGACAUAUCAUGGAACUGCUGCAUUCUCUGAGCCAGAGACAAAGUCCAUCAAAUAUGUGAUGGAUACCUUUGCAAAGGUCCGAUGGUUCAUCGAUUUACACUCCUAUGCUGGAGAUGUUCUUUACUCUUGGGGGUCUGAUGAGAACCAAUCGUCAAGUCCAACCAUGAACUUCCUUAACUCAGCUUACGACAGUGUCCGUGGUAUCUUGACUGAUACUCCUGGCUCUGGUAACGGCUACGGGGAGUACACACCUGCUGCUGAGAACACUGCCAACGUCGCAGCAGCAAAGAGAAUCGGAUCGGCAAUGUCGACCGCUGCUGGACGUACAUACGCUGUGAUUCCGGCUGCCGACUUGUACCCCACAUCUGGAGCUUCUGAUGAUUACUCUUACUCCCGUCAUUUUGCAGACACCAGCAAGAACCUUAUCCACGGCUACACAGUUGAGUUCGGAUUCGGCAACUCAGCUGCAUCAUGCCCAUUUUACCCAACACAAGCUCAGCACAACAGCAACAUCAAAGAAAUCGGCGCUGGGUUUAUGGAGAUGCUUUUGGCUGGAAAUGACUUGGGAUUGGGUGACAAAACCGUUUGUUAA
This is a messenger RNA of Glarea lozoyensis ATCC 20868, 1323 nucleotides long. RefSeq names its product Zn-dependent exopeptidase. The transcript has 2 exons. NCBI's taxonomy places the organism in Eukaryota, Fungi, Ascomycota, Leotiomycetes, Helotiales, Helotiaceae. Gene Ontology annotation, molecular function: zinc ion binding; metallocarboxypeptidase activity. Bases 1 to 1323 code for a protein of 440 amino acids. Gene Ontology annotation, biological process: proteolysis. The record is from RefSeq and is a predicted model, not a curated record.